Molecule: messenger RNA, 722 nt
Organism: Puntigrus tetrazona (Sumatra barb)
Lineage: Eukaryota; Metazoa; Chordata; Actinopteri; Cypriniformes; Cyprinidae
Product: dnaJ homolog subfamily C member 15-like
Exons: 5
Coding region: 1-333 (110 amino acids)
Biological process (GO): protein import into mitochondrial matrix
Cellular component (GO): PAM complex, Tim23 associated import motor
Molecular function (GO): ATPase activator activity
Source: RefSeq, a predicted model, not a curated record
AUGGCGACGGCGAUGAGGGUGAUGGUUAAGCCACUCUUACUGUCGAUCGCAUUCCACUUAUGGAGGCCUCUGGGUCAGGUGAUUACAGAAGCUGCUAAGAAGUUACCCUCUGCGUCGUUUUCUGCAUAUUACAAAGGUGGAUUUGAGCAGAAGAUGACCAGACGGGAAGCCAGCCUUAUUCUCGGGAUCAGUCCGACCAGCACCAAGACCAAGGUACGGGAAGCCCACAGAAGGAUCAUGGUCCUAAAUCAUCCAGAUAAAGGUGGAUCCCCGUAUUUGGCAGCAAAGAUCAAUGAAGCAAAAGAUCUUCUUGACUCUGGCCCUCGGCGCUGACCCAGCUUGCCCGAUCUACCCCAACAGAGAGUUACAUCUACUUCAGAGCCGCCAACUCACCCACGAGCCUCCACAAGUCAUUGUUCUCCUCCGUGUUUUUCUGCCAUAAAUCAGCCAGCUCUUAGCAUACUCCUCUCCAUUCCAUCCCUCACUGUUCCCCACCACCGCUUUAAUACAAGUCGGCAUAGUUGGAUUCUUCACGUUAAAGGAUCUUCACGCUGUCCUUGCGAAAUAUCUCACGGCAGCCUUUAUUAUUUAUCGAGGUGACUUGUGUAAUGUUCAACGUCUCCUGAAAACGGCGGAUGUGUCAUUUCCGGUGGUCUGAAAGGCCUAAAGUGCGUAGGUGUUAAGUUAUUUUAGCAUGCUGAAUAAACCGUUUUACAAAUGGA